Molecule: messenger RNA, 1005 nt
Organism: Syngnathoides biaculeatus (alligator pipefish)
Lineage: Eukaryota; Metazoa; Chordata; Actinopteri; Syngnathiformes; Syngnathidae
Exons: 7
Coding region: 96-881 (261 amino acids)
Cellular component (GO): cytoplasm
Molecular function (GO): oxidoreductase activity, acting on the CH-OH group of donors, NAD or NADP as acceptor
Source: RefSeq, a predicted model, not a curated record
CCGCACACACUUGCAUCCAAUCAUUAACGCGCACACCUCAAGACAGUCAAGCUAGAUCCACACUUUCUACCCGAACCGCACAAAAAAAAAAAAAAAUGUCACUGGAGGGCAAAGUGGCCGUGGUAACAGGCGCUGCAGCAGGAAUCGGAAAAGCGUUAAGCGAGAUUCUCUUCAAGAAUGGCGCAAAGGUUGUUCUACUGGAUGUGAAUGAAAGCGCAGGAAAGAGUUUGAUGGAAGCUCUCAACAAGGAGAAGGGGCAAGACUCCGCUCUUUUCCUGAGCUGCGACGUCCAAUUGGAGGAGCAGCUGAAAGCUGCUUUCAAGACCACUGCUGACACCUUUGGCGGUAUCGACAUCCUUUGCAACAACGCUGGCAUCCUGAAUGAGGGCGACUGGGAGCUAAUGGUGGCCAUCAACCUUGUGGGCGUGAUCAAGGGGACUUACGCAGCCCUGGAGCACAUGAGCAAGUUGAAAGGUGGCCGAGGAGGAGUCAUUAUCAACACAGCUUCCAUGGCAGGUAUCAAACCUCUGCUGAGCUGCCCAGUCUACAGCGCCACAAAGAGCGGCGUGAUCGGCUUCACCAGAGCCAUGGCGGGCGCCUCCACCAUGGCGGGCUUCGGCAUCCGCUUUAACGCCCUCUGCCCGGCUUUGGUGAAAACUGAGCUGCUGGCGCACUUGACUGAAAAACUGGGCCAAUUCACCAUACUGGAGGAGCCCACCAGGCAACUACUAGACAAGUACGGUGUGUUAAGUCCCUCAGAUGUUGCAGAGUGCCUUCUGGAACUGGUGACAGAUGAGAGCAAGAACGGUGAGGCCUACAUGGUGUGCCCCAUCGGAAACAUGUACGCGACGUUCCCUUCCAUCGAACCGGAGGCCAAAUAGUUUUUCCUCACCCAACUCGUCUGCUUAUUGAAUGUAUUGUAAAAUAUAUCUUGCAUAUAGCUUUCCGCUUCAAUGGAUGUUGAAUUGAUACAGAUGCCAUAUUAAAACUUAACCAGAGAUUGCA